This is a messenger RNA of Ostertagia ostertagi, 810 nucleotides long. The record is from the annotation of a GenBank genome assembly. NCBI's taxonomy places the organism in Eukaryota, Metazoa, Nematoda, Chromadorea, Rhabditida, Trichostrongylidae.
AUGGCCAAGAAACACCUGCACUUCCUGCCCAAGUCCGAGACAAUUCGUAUGGCAGCAAAUGAGAAGACGCGAGACGUGACGGUGGAUCUUGUCGAAGGGGCUGACUGGCGACCAAAUCACGUCUUCUACGUCAAUCUGAAGAUCCAGGAUCAGCCCGAUGGCGACAAGACUACGCUUGGCUCGUGUGAUGUGGCACGAGUACGAUAUCCAGAUGAUACAGCAUCAUUGAUGGGAGGCGCUGCAAUGGAAUUUGUGAAGGCGAACUAUCCAAAGGAGAACUGUGGCUGGAUAAGACUGUUCGUAACGAGGCGUGGCAAGAUGCACAGUGGCAACCAUGUCGUUAUUUAUGAAACAGCGGACGUGACUGCACAAGCCGACCACGACUACACACCAGUGAAACACGGAAGGCUUAUGUUCAAGGGUCAGGAAUAUGAGAAGUACAUCGACAUUGAGAUAAUCGACGAUAAGCACGACGAAAAGGAUGAGACAUUCACCGUCGAGAUCGUAUUGGUUGAAGGAGAGGGAGGCGAGUUUCUCUUCAAUAUGAAUCGGGCCCUUGAGCAGGAUAAUGCAGUCCACAAAAUGUGCCGCCUUGCUGCUCAAAAUAAGCAUGGGUUCAAGCCUUUUAGCCUUAAUUUUCGCUUACAAACUGAACAACUGUUUGCAGAGGUGGCCAUAGGUCGCAAUCGUCGUACGGUGGUGACAAUCAUCUCUGAUGACAAUGCUCUGAUGAAUCUGGUGAAUGUGCAUAAGCUUACAAGCCAUUACAUGCGAAAACUUUCCAAUUACAAAUCUUCAUGGAUGGAUCAG